AUGGAGCAGCUUCGUGCUGAAAACGCACAGCUCACACAACAGGCAGCUGUGCUGGGUGCCCAAGUGGCUCAGCUCCAAAUUCACACUGUUCCAUCACUGGCUCAGAGGAAAUGCCCUGUUGCAGUGCCUGAUAAAUUAGAUGGCAACCAAGUCAUGUUCCCGGCUUUUUUGGGACAAUGCCAGCUAUUUAUCAGUUUGAGAGCAGAGGAUUUCCCCACUGACCGAGAUAAAGUGGGGUUUAUGAUUAGCCUGGUCUCCAGCUCUGCAGCUCAUUGGGCUACCCCACUGUUGGUCCAUGCUAGCCCUCUGCUGGAUGACUUCAUGGAGUUUUGUGACCACCUCAGGCUAAUGUAUGAAAACCCCAUUAAGAUGGAGAUGGCUACCUGA
Messenger RNA from Thamnophis elegans (Western terrestrial garter snake), 387 nucleotides. Its product is annotated as protein LDOC1-like. The transcript has a single exon. Bases 1 to 387 code for a protein of 128 amino acids. The record is from RefSeq and is a predicted model, not a curated record. NCBI's taxonomy places the organism in Eukaryota, Metazoa, Chordata, Lepidosauria, Squamata, Natricidae.